This is a messenger RNA of Beta vulgaris subsp. vulgaris (sugar beet), 1232 nucleotides long. RefSeq names its product protein OSB1, mitochondrial. Gene Ontology annotation, biological process: mitochondrial DNA replication; positive regulation of helicase activity. NCBI's taxonomy places the organism in Eukaryota, Viridiplantae, Streptophyta, Magnoliopsida, Caryophyllales, Amaranthaceae. Bases 165 to 1112 code for a protein of 315 amino acids. The transcript is spliced from 6 exons. Gene Ontology annotation, molecular function: single-stranded DNA binding. Gene Ontology annotation, cellular component: mitochondrial nucleoid. The record is from RefSeq and is a predicted model, not a curated record.
UAGUAGAAUGUCGAUUACUCGGGCCGGGUAGAGAAAAUUGCGAAGAGAAAGGGGGCCAGUAAAGUUCCUCAUAUCGUUCUUCUUUUGCCUAAAUUGGCUGUGCCGGUUCGCCUGGCUUGUGCCGCCUGCCCGGCUGAGCCGAGAGCUCUGCCUCUGGCUUGUAUAUGUGGGACUGUGAAUCUGCGAUGCAUGAAUUUGUGAUUCACAAUAGCGGCCUUUAUCUUUUUCGUAAAAUUGCGUCACCCCUCACCGGAAAUAUUGGAAUAUUGGAUCUGCUACGGGCUGUAAUGAUCUCCAAAGCUUUACUCCGUGUACAAUUUUCAAUCAGCAAGUCGGUCAUAAGGCGCCUAUCUUCAGCUGCCUCUGAUUUCCGCCCCGCAGCACACAACAACUCCGUCGACGAACCUGAGGGCAGUAAAAGCGCAUUGUGUCUUAACGCUGGCAACUACGCUCGUCCUUCGAAUGUAAUAUGGUCGAAGCGGCUUCAUAACUCGGUCAGCUUUAUUGGAACUGUGGCAUACCCUCUAAAGAAAUUUGCUACCGGAAGUGACAAAUUCGGAGUUCACUCUAGUCUUCGUGUCAAAACUUCUAUUGAUUCCCACACCUCCUUCUGGAUAACAUUUCAGAUGUGGGAUGAGUUGGCUGAGAGAGCUUUCCUGCAUCUGAAGCCAAAUGAUUGCAUAUACAUAUCUGGUGAGCUGGGAUCAUACACAAAAUCAAAUUCGGAAGGAGUAGAUAUACUGCGAUACAAGGUGAUUGCAAAGGAAUUAAAUUAUGCUAAGCUAGAUGAACCUGCAAAAGACAUCCAAAGAGUGGUGGAUUCAGGAGUAGGGACUGGUGAAUCUAGCAUAGAAAAGUACAGAAAUCGGCUUCAACUAUGGCAAAUGUUCUUCGCCAAUCCAAGUGAGUGGUAUGAUGAUCGGGAAAAAAAGAAGAAUCCAAAGCAACCAGAUUUUAGGCACAAGAGUACUGGUGAAGUGCUUUGGCUCAAUGCUUCUAAUCCGCCAUGGGUUAAAAAACAAGUUGAACUGCUCGACUCUAGACUUUCAGGUAGACCAAAGAAUGAUGCGCCUUCCACAUUUUCUCCAUCUAGAUGGCUGCCUGACUACUGAUGAGGAGUUGGUACCAAAAUCUACUUUAAGCAGUGUAGAUAGUGAAUCGUACAAGUGAAUCAUGCCAAGAUUUGCCUGUCAGAUUCUAUUUAUUUAUUUUUAGUUUUGUUUUCUCUGAAA